ACCAACUGCGAACAAUCACGAACGACGGACGCUGCAGCCUCGUAGAUCCACACGCACGCACCACAGGUGCGACAGUGCUGCUGUGCCGAGCGGCGCUCUUUAGGCCAAAUAAGCUUACGUGGAGUUGGCUCCGAGCGUCUGUCAACGUAUCUUGGGCGUUCGAGCUCGCGUUGUGGCUGCCACUGCAACGUCGUGUGUGAUUGGCUAAAAUACGGAUCAGGAAUACGAUCUUAUUGGCUACAAUCCAGCGAUUUUGCGAUUGGUGAAAACUGUGUACCAAACGUUAGCGAUUUUGGACGGGCCGCAAGGACUUGACGACGACGGACGAUGCGCUUGACCGCCGAAGUGAUCUUAAACGCCCGCGCCCACAUCAACCCGCUCCGGGAGCGCGAGCUGGACCUCCGAGGCUACAAGAUCCCUGUUAUCGAGAGCCUCGGUGCGACCAAGGACGGCUUCGACUGCCUCGACUUCUCGGACAAUGAAAUCAAGAAGCUUGAGAACUUUCCUCGCCUGCGCCGCGUGCGCAUGCUCCUCUUCCACAACAACAAGAUUGCGCGCAUCCAGGAAAACCUGGUCGAGGCGCUCCCGAACCUCUCGGUGCUCCUCAUGACCAACAACAGCCUCGCCAACCUCACAGACAUUGACGCGCUCCGCUGCUUUGACAAGUUGGAUACGUUGUCGUUGAUCGGGAACCCCGUCACGCGCAAGUCGUACUACCGCGAGUACGUCAUCCAUACGCUUCCGCAGGUCCGCGUCCUCGACUUCAAGAAGAUCCGGCCUGUCGAACGGACAGAAGCCGCCCGGCUAUUCAAUUCGCUCGCCGGCAAGAAGAUUGCGGAUGGCGAGGCGGCGCCAGAGCCGACACCUUCGUCGUCAGAGCCGAUGCCUUCGUCGCCGCCGCGCCCCUCCGUCACGGAGCUUCAAGCGGCCAUCGUGAACGCGACCUCGCUCGCCGAAGUCGAGCGCUUGGAGGAACAAGUGAAGGAAGCGCUGUCGCCUCCGCCGGCGUCGCCGCCCCACGAAACGGCCCCGUCGCCCAAGAAGACGCCGUCGCCGAAGCGUGAGGUCGUCGCGUCCCCGAAGCGCGAAGUCGCAUCGCCGCCCAAGGUGGCGUCGCCCAAGAAGUCGCCCGCCCCGUCCAAGGCCGUUGGCGGCUCGGUGGCGUCGAUGAAGGUCACGGAGCUCAAGGAAGAGCUGAAGAAGCGGGGCCUCUCGUUCAAGGGCCUGAAAGCGGAGCUCGUCGCGCGUCUCGAGGAGAGCAUGGCGCACGACAUGGAAAUGUAAGCGUCGUUUGACUAGUGCUAACGGCGGUAUAAGCAAGCUUGUAUUGAUGCAACGCAGA
Saprolegnia diclina VS20 is the source of this 1342-nucleotide messenger RNA. RefSeq lists its product as hypothetical. The coding region runs from base 328 to 1284 and encodes 318 amino acids. The transcript has 5 exons. Gene Ontology annotation, biological process: mRNA splicing, via spliceosome. Gene Ontology annotation, molecular function: U2 snRNA binding. The record is from RefSeq and is a predicted model, not a curated record. Lineage: Eukaryota; Oomycota; Saprolegniomycetes; Saprolegniales; Saprolegniaceae.